AUGAAGACCUACACCAGUGAACAAGUUGCUGAGCAUAACAAGGCUGAUGAUAUUUGGAUUAUUAUCGACGGCAAGGUGUUUGAUGUUACCAACUUUGUUAACGAGCACCCUGGUGGCAAAAAGGUGCUUGUCAAGAUGGCUGGCAAGGACGCAUCGAAAAAGUUCGCUCAAUUCCAUAGCCCCUCUGUGAUGCAAAAAGUUGGCCUUCCCAUGCAGAUCGGUGUUGUAGCUGAUGCCAAGUUGUAA
Molecule: messenger RNA, 246 nt
Organism: Lichtheimia ornata
Lineage: Eukaryota; Fungi; Mucoromycota; Mucoromycetes; Mucorales; Lichtheimiaceae
Exons: 1
Coding region: 1-246 (81 amino acids)
Cellular component (GO): intracellular membrane-bounded organelle; membrane
Molecular function (GO): heme binding
Source: RefSeq, a predicted model, not a curated record